Messenger RNA from Rubroshorea leprosula, 2000 nucleotides. The record is from the annotation of a GenBank genome assembly. Lineage: Eukaryota; Viridiplantae; Streptophyta; Magnoliopsida; Malvales; Dipterocarpaceae.
ACGCGUAUAGCCCAAAUCUGAACUCUCAUGAGAGAGGAGAGAGAGCGCGAUAACGAUGGCGAUGCUAGUGAGCAUUGUCGUUUUCGCUCUCCUCCUUAUGCUGUUUCUCAUCCUCCUCAUCGUCUUUCUUCUUGUCUGCAAACCAUGGCGCUUCGUCUUCCUCUCUCGUUCCCGCACCGUCAAGGUUGGUGAUUUAGAUAGGCCGCUUGUGUCAGAUGAUGUAGAUCAAGCUCAAGAAGAGGACAAUGAUGUGAUCAGAAAUUAUGACUUGGGCGGUGCUCGUUUUCAAAAUGAUUUGCGAUCAGCUCGUACUCAGGGGCUUGUUCACAAACAGAGGUUUCCUUCUGCACCUUCGCAUUCAACUCAGGUAUGCACUUUGCAAGGUGAUAGCUUGAUUCUAGAUGUGAUAUCUGAUGCAUCAGAGGAUGCAUCGAUUGGUCAGACAAUUAAGCAUCCAGCAUGGACAGACCAGUUAAUUGAAGAGCAAAAACAUGUCAGGCAGGAAGAUCAAAUUGACAAGUUGAGAUUUGGUGUCAAAAAUGAUAAAUUUCUGGAUUAUCCGCCCAAGGUUAUCCAUGAUCAAAGAAGUUGCCUGUCUCUUGAGGUUGUCUCUGGUCCUUCUUGUGGAUUUCGUUAUUCUGUACUGUCAACAAGUUCUUCCAAGCUUCCGCUGACUCUCGGAAGAGUUCCUCCAAGUGACUUACUAUUGAAAGAUUCUGAGGUUUCUGGGAAGCAUGCUAUGAUAAACUGGAAUCCUAAUAAAAUGAAAUGGGAGCUGGUAGAUAUGGGUAGCCUAAAUGGAACAUCAUUGAAUUCUCAGCCAAUCAACCAUCCGGAUUCUGAAAGAAGGCAUUGGGGUAAUCCAAUGGAGCUUUCUAGUGGAGACAUAAUAACGCUUGGGACAACCUCAAAUAUUCAUGUUCAUAUUUCAUCUCAAGAUCAGCGCCAGAUGCCAUUUGGAGUUGGUUUGGCUUCAGAUCCUAUGGCUUUGCGCAGAGGAGGAAAGAAGCUUCCAAUGGAAGAUGUUUGCUAUUAUCAAUGGCCUCUUCCUGGUGUCAAUCAGUUUGGAGUGUUCGGUAUCUGUGAUGGCCAUGGUGGUGCUGAAGCUGCAAAAUUUGUGAGCAAGACUCUGCCUGAGAUGGUUGCUACUAUUUUGUCAGAUUCUCAAAAAAGAGAGAGGGUCAUGUCACAAUGUGAUGCAUCUGAUGUUCUUAAAGAUGCAUUUUCUCAAACAGAGGCAUGCAUGAAUCAUCACUAUGAGGGUUGUACAGCAACGGUGCUUCUAGUUUGGGCUGAUGAUGAUGAAAAUUUCUUUGCUCAAUGUGCUAAUGUUGGAGAUUCAGCUUGUAUUAUCGAUGUUGAUGGUCAGCAGAUUAAAAUGACAGAAGACCAUAAAAUUACUAGUCACUCUGAAAGACUUCGAAUUCAAGAAAGUGGAGAACCAUUAAAAGAGGGGGAAACACGGCUAUGCGGUUUGAACCUUGCUAGGAUGCUUGGCGACAAAUUUGUGAAACAGCAGGAUUCACGCUUCAGUUCAGAGCCUUACAUAAGUCCUGCUAUGCAUAUCAAUAAAACAAGUGGGGCCUUUGCACUAUUAGCAAGUGACGGCUUCUGGGAUGUUAUUAGUGUCAAGAAAGCAGUUCAGCUAGUCAUGCAGACAAGGGAAAGAUAUCCUAGAGAAGAAAAUUCAGCAGAGAAGAUUGCUAAUUUUUUGUUGAGUGAGGCUAGAGCACAGCGAACAAAGGAUAACACCUCUAUUAUUUUCUUAGAUUUUUACAGCAUAUCUAGAAGUUCCUCUAGUAAAGUUGAUUUGUAAUCUGAACAUCAAGAUUUAGUGUAAAAUUGUGAUUAUUAUUUGUUCUUAGUUUUAUCUUUUGAAGCUUCUCCUUUUGUAUCUCUUUUUCUAUACUGGCUUUUGACCAUUUUGAUAGGACGUGACAUCAAAUUGAACAGUGCAUGUCAAGCCAUAAGAUCUGCGGAAAGAAAAAAGAGAUCAAUUG